GCGCGGGCACGUGGGCACCGCUGUCAAUCACGUGCGGGCUGGGCUCCGCGGGGCGAGAGCGGCGGCGGUGGCGGCGGCGGCGGCGGCGAUGGGACCCCGGCGAGAGAUCUGCGGCUAGGCUGGCUGCACUUGCUCCACGGGUCAGGGGAUCGGAGGGGCAGUAGGACUGAAGAAUGUGCUGCUGAAAAGAAAAGUUAAAAAGUAAACAACAGCAGAGGACAAGCAGUUCAAAGCUGGGAAGAAUGAGUUCUUGCAGCAACAUCUGUGGGUCCAAGCAAGCACAGGCACCUGCCGAGGGUGGGUACCAGCGCUAUGGUGUGCGGUCCUACCUGCACCAGUUCUAUGAAGACUGCACAGCCUCCAUCUGGGAGUAUGAGGAUGAUUUUCAGAUCCAGAGGUCACCUAACAGGUGGAGCUCAGUAUUCUGGAAGGUCGGACUCAUCUCCGGCACGAUCUUCGUGAUUCUUGGAUUAACUGUUCUGGCAGUGGGCUUUCUUGUGCCCCCUAAAAUCGAAGCCUUUGGAGAAGCGGAUUUUGUGGUGGUUGACUCGCAUGCCAUGCAGUUUAAUAGUGCCCUUGACAUGUGCAAGCUGGCAGGGGCUGUGCUGUUCUGCAUUGGGGGCACGUCCAUGGCGGGGUGCUUGCUGAUGUCGGUGUUUGCCAAAAGCUACUCCAAAGAAGAGAAAUUCCUUCAGCAAAAGUUUAAAGAGCGAAUCGCAGAUAUCAAGGCCCACACCCAGCCCAUUAGUAAAGCUCCAGGCCCAGGGGAGACAAAGAUUCCAGUCACUUUGUCCAAGGUUCAAAAUGUCCAGCCUCUGUCGGCAACCUGAAGCCUUCUCCACCCAAAUUGCCCCCUUGUGGCUCACACACCUUGGGAAAAGGAGUGCUGGCUUCUGAGAUGACAUGGAUUUGAUGAUGGCCCACCCUGGGCUGUUUGCCAAGGGGCACAGAGUAUAGGAGGGAGCUCAUAUGUGCUUGGUCUAGAUGUGACAGCUGUGCCACAAUCACCCGCCCAGUGCAUCCAGCUGCUUCAGGCAGGUGCUCUGUGCCUACCAGGAGCCCCCCGGAGCUUCUCUUUCGGAUGUUGUGACCUUGUCUGAUUUCUGGUGUUGUUUAAAGUGCUCAACCAUUCAGACCAGCUAACGUGGUCCAUUUUGUUUCCUGAUAGUUGGUUUUUCUACUCCUUCCUGGGUGGUGCUGUCUUCUACCCGUGUCUCUCCGUGUGUAAGAUAUGGUCAUGUUGUGUUCACAGAAACCUAGAGUUCUCUGAUUUCGGUCUCAAUAUUUGUCUUUUAAUUACAUCGUGCCAUGAAGUUCCAGAGAUUAGACACAAAUGUAUCAGUGUUCUCCAUAAACCUUUGUGCACUCUUCAGAUUUUCUUUUCUCACUUAAAAAGCUGAAAUUGCCAACUUUAGAAUUUUGGUAGCAAAAAAACUAAUAUUGAAAGUAUAUGUUUAUGCGGUACCUGGAAAGCACUGUAUUGAAAACCCAAGAAAUCUGAAUUCAUACUACCUAACUGUGUGAUUUGCAGGAAUCUGUUCGCUUCCUAGGUCUCACCUUCCCCAUCUAUGGAAUGGGAGUCUAAGGACCUGCCCUGCUCAAAUACCAGCCAUUAAUUUUUUGCUGUAUGUCCUCAAGUCUCCCCAUCAAGGAGGUUUAUUAGCUUGUGGCUGUCACCGUGAUGGGUUUUUUCAGAACUGGACCCCUGGAAAUCACUGAGUUUGCAAUCCUACAUGAUGGACCUUUAAAUACGCAACCACAGCAGUUUAUACAAUGCUAUCAUAUUUUUAUAAAGACACCAGUAAACAUCCUCAAGUAAGAAACCCUUAGGAGAUAUUAACCUCAAAAGAGAUUUUUGUUCCAAGAUGUUUUAUUCUCCAGCAAGAUCUCCUUCUUAUACCAUGCACUUUGAUUAAUCUGUGCAAUUAAACUGGGCUGAGGAAAACGAAAGGUAUGACCUUAGUGUUCUGUCAGAAUAUGUGCCACCUUAAGAGUCCUGUCCUUUUUUUCCUUUUUCUUCCUCCUUCCUUCACUGGAUAAAUAAAAUAUGUGAAUGAAACAAACCUGAAGUUCAUGGUCAUCCGUCACCAUGGCUAUUUUCCCUCCAAAGUGUAAUUUUCCAUCCUGACACAGAAUACACUCUGAUAUUUCCCUGGAUAAAUGGAAAAUAAAUGAAGCAAUUAGUGA
This is a messenger RNA of Chinchilla lanigera (long-tailed chinchilla), 2187 nucleotides long. RefSeq names its product neurensin 1 (gene Nrsn1). NCBI's taxonomy places the organism in Eukaryota, Metazoa, Chordata, Mammalia, Rodentia, Chinchillidae. The transcript is spliced from 4 exons. Gene Ontology annotation, cellular component: transport vesicle; neuronal cell body; neuron projection. Gene Ontology annotation, biological process: nervous system development. The record is from RefSeq and is a predicted model, not a curated record. Bases 243 to 830 code for a protein of 195 amino acids.